Penicillium concentricum is the source of this 1941-nucleotide messenger RNA. RefSeq lists its product as uncharacterized. The record is from RefSeq and is a predicted model, not a curated record. The transcript has 3 exons. Lineage: Eukaryota; Fungi; Ascomycota; Eurotiomycetes; Eurotiales; Aspergillaceae. The coding region runs from base 1 to 1941 and encodes 646 amino acids.
AUGACUGGAUUUUCCGCAACACCUCGAAAGGAGGGGACAUGGACAAAGCUUGUGAUAUUUGUUGCGCUAUACAUGCUACUCCUCGAGUCUAUCUUGGAAUGGGUGCUCGUGCUCUACCUUUACGGUAAUGGCCAGGUUGACUCAAAGAUGACUCUGAGUGUUGUGCUUGGACUUGUCGCAUCUUUUCUCUCAGUGCCACUUGUCAGUCUCCAAAGCCUGGUUGCUUGGCAAUACAAUAACAUUGGUGGAUUUGGAACACAGAAAACCGUUCUGCAUAAUGUAUGCACAUAUGUGUUACGCUUGGACCUUCUACUUUGGUUAGCUACAAGUGUAGCAGGUCUAGUUGUUGCUGCACAGCAGGUGUACUGUCUCCCCGAAGGGACACAUGCAAGUUUCUGGAGAGUUGGUAUAAGCUGUGCCUUCCACCGAGCAUCUGUGAUCGUGUCGGUUGUUUCAAUGGUCACCGUGUGCACAAUGUACUGUGCGAGGCAGCUGUGCGAUCGACCAUACGAUGUAUCGCUUCUCGGUAUCUACAAGCGCCAAAUGGUUAACAGAGACGGUAGUAUCGUCUCUGGUAAUAGCUGGGAUAGCGAAGAAACCCUCAAAAACGAGAUUCUCUAUCUUUGCCGCCAACACGAUGGAAAUGGACCCGGGGAAUUCUGGUCUGCAGACCCAAUCGCCAACCGAGUCAACUGCCAUCCCAGCAUCCGGCAUCCUGCCCCCAUCCGUCUACGGCCUCAACUUCGAGUUAACACUGAUCCCGGUUCGACAUAUGGAGAGAUUAUGUCUGGAACGACGAUUUCGCCCGACACUCUACACCGUAUCUCGCCUGGAUCACAAAGCCAGGCUAGCGAGUUCUAUCCCAUCUCGUGCACGUCUACGACCAUGAGUUCACAGACAGCCAAUGAGUUACGCGCCCUUCUCUCUGAUGCGUCUGUCCCUCAACUCCCGGCCCUUCCUCAGGAAAACACCCACCAUAAAAGAGGAAAGUCAUCGUUGUCUUCUCUUAGACGUCUUCUUCCAAAGUCUUUCCCAUUAUCGCUUCCAUUAUCAUCGGAUCCUCAAAUCCAGGCCCUGGCAGACCCGAACGCCGCAUCUGACGUCGAAAAACAAGUCGUGACACCAAACAGCAUGCCCAAGGGAAUCCCCGAAUCCACAACCUACCAAGUCGUCGCAAACGGCAACACACCAAACGCAUCUUCAGCAUCCCUCCCCCAAAGCCCUGCCAACACGCUAUCCAAACCCAUGCCCGCACACCCAGAAGGCCACCACACCCGAACAAUGACAAUGAACUCCGCCGACGCCCCAGAAGUAGUCCCAACCCCAUCUUCCCCACCAAAGGUCCGCCGCUCCCAAACAGCCUACACCAUGCCCGCAGCCCGCUCAAUCCACCACCCACACCACCCAAACUUUAUCCCACGCCCCCCUUCCCUACCACGACCACGAGCAUACUCCCAGUCCCGCCGCCAUGCCCCGGGACCAAAAAUGCACCCAGACUCAACUCGAAAGACCGUGCAACAACAGAAAAACAUCAUCCACUACCCCGUCCGCAGCUCCUCCUACCACUUCGACCCAAACCACCUCCCACGCCACUCGCAGAGCCAGUACAACCUUCACCCAAACACCCACCCCGGGAGCCAGUAUGCACACCAAUCAUCCCGUUGGGCAAACCAGCGCCGCUACGGCUCAGCUCGCUCACUGCAAGCGCCCAUCCCCCGCCGCAACGACGUCGAGAUAAUCUACCCCAGCACGCGUCGUUCACGAAGCAGUACCCCUGGCGUCGCCAAUGGCCCGCUCAGCUGUAUCUUGGAGACGACGUCUGACCCGCAUGUGGUGGAUGGUCCGAGACCUCUUUCGACUGCUUGCUUGGAAUUGCCGUCUAAUUGUAUUGACCAGACGAAAUAUCGGGGUGCGAAUCGGACGAGUUUAGGUUUUUAUUGA